This is a messenger RNA of Suricata suricatta (meerkat), 2318 nucleotides long. It is a transcript of the gene ZNF570, whose product is annotated as zinc finger protein 570. Lineage: Eukaryota; Metazoa; Chordata; Mammalia; Carnivora; Herpestidae. Gene Ontology annotation, cellular component: PcG protein complex; transcription regulator complex. The transcript has 6 exons. Gene Ontology annotation, molecular function: DNA-binding transcription factor activity, RNA polymerase II-specific; RNA polymerase II cis-regulatory region sequence-specific DNA binding. Gene Ontology annotation, biological process: regulation of transcription by RNA polymerase II. Bases 184 to 1827 code for a protein of 547 amino acids. The record is from RefSeq and is a predicted model, not a curated record.
GGCGUGACGCUAGGUACGAGAUCGUGGUGGGAUGUCAUACAGUGUGAGACUGUCAUCCGAUGUGCCUGUGCACGUCGUGUCUGUGACUGUGGUGCGAAUGAGUCGAUGGCUGGUGCUAUAGAGCGUGAGACUUCAUCCAAGGACACUGCCAUUUCCCAAGAGAAGAGCCAAGAGUAAGAAAGAAUGGCUGUUGGACUUCUUAAAGCCAUGUACCAGGAGUUGGUGACCUUCGGAGAUGUGGCUGUGGACUUCUCCCGAGAAGAGUGGGACUGUCUAAAUUCUUCUCAAAGGCAUCUGUAUAGUAAUGUGAUGUUGGAGAACUACAGGAUCUUGGUGUCCCUCGGACUUUGCUUUUCUAAGCCAAGCGUGAUAUUAUUAUUGGAACAAGGGAAAGAGCCCUGGAUGGUGAAAAGAGAACUGGCAAAAGGCUUGUGCUCAGCACUACUUCUGAUGCAUCUCAUAAUUUUUGGCUGGGAGUCUAUGUGUGAGACUGAAGAAUUAACCUCAAAGCAGGAUAUUUAUGAAGCACAAUCCUCUCAGAUGAUACUAGAAAAACUUACAAGCUGUGGCCUUGAGUAUUCCAGUUUAAGAGAAGAAUGGAAAUGUGAGAACCAUUUUGAGACACAGCCAGUAAAUCAGAAGGCAUGUUUCAAGGAAGAGACAAUCACUCAUGAAGAAGCCAUUGUUAAUAAAAGAGCACAAGAAUAUAACAAGUCUUGGGGAAGUUUCCAUCUGAACACAGUGCUUCAUACACAACAGAUAACCACCAAAGAGGAGAAAGUACAUAAGCAUGAUACACAUAAGAAAAGCUUUAAAAAAAAUUUAAUGGCCAUUAAGCCCAAGAAUAUCUAUACAGAGAAAAAACUUUUGAAAUGUAAUGACUGUGAAAAAGUCUUCAGCCAGAGCUCAUCUCUUACUCUUCAUCAAAGAAUUCAUACUGGAGAGAAACCAUAUAAAUGUGUAGAAUGUGGAAAAGCCUUCAGCCAGAGAUCAAAUCUUGUUCAACAUCAGAGGAUUCAUACUGGAGAGAAACCCUAUGAAUGUAAGGAAUGUAGGAAAGCCUUCAGUCAGAAUGCACACCUGGUUCAACAUCUGAGAGUUCAUACUGGAGAAAAACCUUAUGAAUGCAAAGUGUGUAGGAAAGCCUUUAGCCAGUUUGCUUACCUUGCUCAACACCAGAGAGUUCAUACUGGAGAGAAACCUUAUGAAUGUAUUGAAUGUGGAAAAGCAUUCAGCAAUAGAUCAUCCAUUGCUCAACACCAGAGAGUUCAUACUGGUGAGAAACCUUAUGAAUGUAAUGUCUGUGGGAAAGCAUUUAGCCUUCGUGCAUACCUUACUGUACACCAGAGAAUACAUACUGGAGAGAGACCCUAUGAAUGUAAGGAAUGUGGGAAGGCCUUCAGCCAGAAUUCACAUCUUGCUCAACAUCAGCGAAUUCAUACUGGAGAAAAACCUUAUAAAUGUCAAGAAUGUAGAAAAGCAUUCAGCCAGAUUGCCUAUCUUGCCCAACAUCAGAGAGUUCAUACUGGAGAGAAACCCUAUGAAUGUAUUAAGUGUGGGAAGGCUUUUAGCAAUGACUCAUCCCUUACUCAACAUCAGAGAGUUCAUACUGGAGAAAAGCCUUAUGAAUGUAACGUUUGUGGAAAGGCUUUUAGUUACUGUGGAUCUCUUGCCCAACAUCAGAGAAUUCAUACUGGAGAGAGACCCUAUGAAUGUAAGGAAUGCAAAAAAACUUUCAGGCAGCAUGCACACCUUGCUCAUCAUCAGAGAAUCCAUCUUGGGGAGUCACUCUCACCACCCAAUCCAGUCAAUCACCAAGUUCUCUAGACACUAUCUCAUAAGUAUUUCCAGAAUUUGUACCUUUUUUUCUAUCUCUAAUGUCAGCCUAGUCUCAGACUUCAUCUCACCUCGAUCACCAUACUGUAGUUUUCUAAGGUCUUCCUCUCUCAACUUUGAUCCCCUGAAAUUCAUUUCCCACUAUGCCCCAAACUGAUUUUUUUUUUUAGUGUAAGAAUACAUCACUGCCUCCAAUUAAAAUAUUUCUUUUUGGCUUACUACUGUUCUUAAGCUAAUAUCCUCAGUCUUUAAAUUGUCUAUGAGGUGCUUCAUUAUCUGGUUCUUACAUACCUUUCAGUCUUAUUUUACUCCAGUCUCCUUCACUGAGUACUAGGCACUUCCCAGGAUUAAGAGCUUAGAUGGAAAAUCAGCUCUACAACUGCUGUGGCAUUGUAUGACUUUAAGUAAUUUGUUUGACUUACCUAAACCUCAGGAUUUUCUUUAAUUCUUAAAAUAGGGAUAAUAAAGGAUACUGUAUUGUA